Messenger RNA from Prionailurus viverrinus (fishing cat), 1714 nucleotides. RefSeq names its product extensin-like. NCBI's taxonomy places the organism in Eukaryota, Metazoa, Chordata, Mammalia, Carnivora, Felidae. Bases 45 to 1589 code for a protein of 514 amino acids. The record is from RefSeq and is a predicted model, not a curated record. The transcript has 2 exons.
CGCACGAGGAUGUGGUUGUUGUAGUGGACGAGGUGUAGCAGUGAAUGCACCAGGUCCAGGAAUGUAAAGCGGAAGCCCACCAUUGGGAAAUGGUGGGCGUCCACAAUUCCGUCCCCGGCGGCCUCCGGCUCUUCCGCCCCGUCCUCGUCCUCGUCUGCCGGCCCGAAGUCCGAGUCCUCGCCAGCCUCGAAGGCGUUCCCGCCCUCGGGGCCCACCGCCUCCUCCCCGAGGCCUUCCGGAGGCGCGGCCAAAACGGCAGCCUCGGCAGGGUGGGGCCCGGAGUCCCCGGCCGCUCCGUCUCCGCCGCCGGCCGCUCCGUCUCCGCCAUCGGCCGCUCCGUCCCCGCCGCCGGCCGCUCCGUCUCCACCGCCGGCCACUCCGUUGCCCAUGGCCAUCAUGUCUCCACCACCGGCCACUCCGUCUCCAGCCACUCCGUCUCCGCCAUCGGCCGCUCUGUCUCCGCCACCGGCUGCUCCGUCUCCUCCAUCGGCCGCUCCGUCUCCACCACCGGCCACUCCGUUUCCAGCCACUCGGUCUCCGCCAUCGGCCGCUGCGUCUCCUCCAUCGGCCGCUCCGUCUCCGCCGCCGGCCGCUCCGUCUCCGCCGCCGGCCUCUCUGUCGCCCAUGGCCAUCAUGUCUCCACCACCGGCCACUCCGUCUCCAGCCGCUCCGUCUCCGCCUCCGGCCACUCCGCCUCCGGCCACUCUGUUGCCCAUGGCCACCACGUCUCCGCCUCCGGCCCCUCCGUCUCCGUCUCCGCCUCCGGCCCCUCCGUCUCCGUCUCCGCCUCCGGCCCCUCCGUCUCCACCUCUGGCCACCUCGUCUCCACCGGCCACUCCUGCUCCGACCACCCAGUCUCCGCCGGCCACUUCGUUUCCGGCCACCCCGUCUCCGCCGGCCUCUCCAUCUCCGGCCCCCCAGUUUCCGCCGGCCGCCCAUCUCCAUCUCCGGCCACCCAUGCUCCGCCGGCCACUCCACCCCCACCCACCCGAUCCCCGCCGGCCACUCUGUCCUCGUCUCCGGCCUCCCAGUCUCCAUCUCCGGCCACCCAUGCUCCGCCGGCCACUCCUCCUCCGCCCACCCGAUCUCCGCCGGCCACUCUGUCUUCGUCUUCGGCCUCCCAGCCUCCAUCUCCGCCCACCCGAUCUCCGCCGGCCACUCUGUCCUCGUCUCCGGCCUCCCAGUCUCCAUCUCCGGCCACUGCCUCUCCGUCUCCAGCCACCCGUUCUCUGUCUCCGGCCACCCCGUCGCCACCGACCGCUUCGUCUCCGGCCAUCCCAUCGCCACCAGCCACUCCGUCUCCAGUGGCCACCCCAUCGCCCCUGGCUACUCCAUCCCUGCCGGCCCCCGCCUCGCCGCCGGCCACCUCGUUGCCCCCUCCGGCCGCCGGGGCCCCCGCCUCAUCCUCAUCCAUGGGGCUCUCCUGGCCACCCGGGGCCUGGCCUCCAUCUCCGGAGGCGGACAUGGCACCAGGGAGUACCUCACCGGGGAGGCGACAGACAGGGCUGCGGCGACGCCGGAGGCGAAGGUGGCGGCCGCCUAGCCCGCUGCCGCCGACGGGAGGCCGAGGGCAACGGGGCCCGGCGUGAGGUGGCCGCCGAGGGGGACAGCAGUCGGUGGCGGUGCCCGAGGAGGCCCCGGACGGGAAGGGCAGGGGGCGGUUGUGGGGAGCGGCCCACCCAGGCCUCCCCUCGGGCGACGCUGGCCACGGCCG